GGUUGUUGUUGCUCGCUUCCAUGUUUGUUUUCUGGUCGCUGAGUCAAUGUUGUUUCAUUCAGGCAGGUUUAAAUUACUACAGUGGGCAGAAUGGCCGCUCCUGCUAAUGACAGCAGCCUGAGACCCCUCCAGAACGCCAUGCGACUCGUUAAAGUGGCCAUUCAGCUGGAUACGGGUAACAGACAUAAGGAUGCAUAUUGUGAGUAUUUGAGAAGUGUCAACUACAUCUCACAUGCCCUACUUCAGGAUGCAGCCUUUAAUGCUGAAGGAGAGAUGGAAGCAGUGGAAGUGGAGAAGAUGGUGAAGCUAGCUGAGCAGUGUUUAGAAAGGAUCAAGUCCUGCAUAGGAAAAAGAAAUGAUGCACCAGAUCCUGACCCUCCUGCGUCCUCACUCACACAGACCUACUCUAAUGUUCCUCUUUUUGUACCAAAUCCUGCACAAUUAGUGCUGUCAAAUGAAUCAGCGAUGGAGUCAGAGGCCCAAAGUAAGUCAGGCUCCUUCCUCCAACUGUCUAGACAUCGCAGAGUCCUCUCAGAAGGUGAAGGGACAGGAUGCCCCUUCCUGCCCCCUGAGGUCUUCCAGAAGCUACAAAUUGUGGAGUCACAAGACAGCAAAAGGGAGUUAACACCUAUUGAGGAGGCUUCACGUCUGAACCAGAAACUGAAGGCAAAUUAUGAGGCACGUCUGGCAAGGCUGGCACCCAGUCAGGCCAUACAAAAAACUUCACUAACCCUCUCUCUGCAGAGACAGAUGAUGGAGAACCUAAUCAUUGCCAGAGCCAGACAAGAUGCUCUCCAAAGAAAGAUGGAAGAGAGGAGACUCCGACUGCAAGAACAAGCAAACAGGAGGUUUUCAUCUACUGGAACUAUAACCCCUGAGGAACAAGAGCAAAGGGUUCUCUAUGCUAAUAUACUGGAAUAUGACCAAGAUCACGAUUGGCCUAAAAUUUGGAAAACUAACCUGAAAAAGAACCCAAACGAUCCAACGUUGGUUUCAGGCCUUGUCACCUAUCUCCUGAGCUGUCCUGAUCAUCCAGUUAUGAAGUUGCUGAAAAAGCUCCAGUAUCAAGUGUACAACAGGCUGUAUCCCAUAGUCAGCCAGUAUGCACCCCUCAGCCCAGUGCCUGGUCACUCUAUGUCCUUAAAACCCUCCCGCAGUGCCCAGAGCCUGCUUUUCUCAGACAGCCCUAAGGGACGGCAAAAAUCUGGCCUGGUCCACAGUGUGUCUGAUGCAUCCAUCUCACUCUCACUGCUUCACGACCUCAAUGCCACUGACACAGAACCCGAGUUGGAAUCAGAGGAGCCCCCAACUCCUGCCCCUCCUGAUCGAGAAAACUCUUUUGAGGAUCUGGAGCAGUUUCUGACUCAGCUGGACUGGACUCCAGGACUCGGUGCUGAUGAAACACUCUCAGACGUGACCUGUGACUCAACCUAUGGGGACUUGGACUGUCACAUUCAGGACCUCGAGGAACGAGCUCUCAAGGAACACCUUAAAGCAAUAGUCAAAGAUAUUCAUAAUUCUAUAGAUCGUCUGUUAUCUCUGUGCCUGUUGUCCUUUGAAUGUCUCAACACUGCAAGUUCUAAAGACCAUUGUGUGGCCUGCAUAGAGGAGGUCUUCUUUACGCCAAUCUGGAGCCCUCUUCUGGCACUAUUUAGGAGAGUGCACAGAGAGAGAGAGCUGGCUUUUGAGCACAGCGUUCAGCUUUACCAUAAUGCAUCACCUGGUGAUGUUGGUGUUGCAGCCAAACUGUACCCUAAAGACUCUGCUCUCCUUCAUGGUUCCUACCCCUACGAGUCAGCAGUGCAGGAACUAAAAUUGCUAUGUAGAGACUACUGUCCACAAAGAAAACUGGAAUGCAUUGUGAGAACAUUAAGGCUCAUCUGUGCCUGUGCAGAGCACUACCGGCUCCUUCAAGGGAACGAUCAGUCACCCAAAACUGCAGCCAUUGGAGCUGAUGACCUGUUGCCCAUCCUCUCCUACGUGGCCCUCCGUAGUGAGCAGCCUCAGCUGGUCUCUGAGUGUGCUGCGCUGGAAGAGUUCAUCCAUGAGGGGUAUCUAAUUGGAGAGGAGGGGUACUGCCUAACCUCAAUGCAGAGCGCACUGACGUAUGUGGAGUCACUUCACUUGGGUGGAGGUUUGCAGCAGGCUGCCAAACUCACCUGAGGGGGUGGUAUGGAGAUGCAUGUUCUUCAGACUACAUUCUCCUCUACUGGUCUUUCAGCCCAAGGAACUACCUACUUCAGAGUUCUGUAAAAGCAUGCCCAUCCAUCUUGUGUUGAGCUGGGACUGUGGAGGAGGUUGCACAGAGUGACCCUGGAGCUGACUGGGCCCAAAACCGUCAUAGCCUGGUGAGCUCCGGGUCCUGCUGCGUUGGAGAGCUCGGUCCCAAACCACUGCAAAAAAGACUGCUCGGGUUAGUGGAGUGGAAUGAAAUCGAUGUUAUGAGGGAAUUGGUCAGGGCGGUUGUCGCAUUUAAUGGAGACAUGGAGUGAAAUCAAAUGGCGUGCCUAAUUUUUAUUCGGUUCCCCCUCUUUUUUUUUAUUUCUUUAUAAUGCCAUUGUCCUGAAUGUUUUACUGUGAGUGAAUGGAGGGCAAAAGCACUGCAUACAUGCCAUUUUAAAAUAAACUAGGUUCAUUUAGAUGUGUUCUCAGGAAGGAUAAUAUAUUUGCAGCAGAGUAGUGUGUCAAUAAAUUAUGAGCAAAGAGAGAGUAAGGUUUAAUUUUAAAAAAUCAUUUUCAGCAAUUUUAUGUACUUAUAUACUUUAAAGACUGUAACACCAUCUACUAUGGGUAUUGCGAUGGAGAGAACAAAGAACAGACUGGGACUUUAUUGUUACAUAAUUGUUUCUACUACAUUUUUUCCCAAAGUCAUAUUUUGCACUUUGUUUUGUGUUUUCACUUUGCCCUACUUCCUUGUACCUGAGCCAGAACUUAAUGAGCAUUGUUAACGCUUAAUUACGAGAUAUGCCUAGAGUGUGUGGUUUCCAGGACUAACUUCAGGAAACCCCUGUUAAACUUUUUUACAAGAUUGAGUAAUCUGAUCCUAAAGGAGCUCCUUCAAUUUUUUCUUUCAUUCUCACAAUUUGAUUUGAUGACUCAUUAAAGCCAAUAAUGCAUUCUUAAGCAUAGGUUGAAGAAAGACUUGAUGGUUGGAACAAGAGAAGUGUGUGUUUGUGCCUAGGCCUGUCAUGAUAACUAUUUUUGUGUGGAUGAUCUCUUGUUCCAGAAAUAAUUGUGAUAAACAGUAUUGUACAGUACAAGACAAUUUUAUGCCAGUAAUAUAUAAUGAUUAGAAAAUAAUACAGUAAGGCAGCUGCACCAUUAUAGAUAGUAAUGAACUGUUCAUAGUUGAGAAUAUUCAGAAUGUGCAAUUGGGGGAAAAAAAUUAAACCUUCUAAGUUUAAAUCAACGUACUGACUCUUAUUUUCUUUAUUGGCACGCUUCUUAAAAUUACUGUACAAAAGGUUGAUAAUUGAAUUAUCCUGACAGGCUUAUUGGUGCCAGCCUAUGCUUCAUCCUAAACUGAAAUCUAUGAGUUCAACAAGCAGUUUAGAACGUUACCUGUAUUAUGCAUUUUUAAAAAAAUAUUUGAAGGUGCUCCAAAUGUACGUUUAGGCAAUGGUGUCGUAGAACAACAUUCAUAAAGAGAAUUUCCAUAAAGAACCAUGUUCAUAAUGGAGGUGUGUGCUUGACUUAACGUAAAAGGCUCUUCACACUCAACAAUCUUUUUUACAAACAUAAUUCUUGAUGAAAGCAAACCUUCUAAUAAUAUUGUUUACUAUUUCAAAAAUGUAAAAUUUAGCAAAGCAGCAUUGCCAGUCACAAAAAAGAGCGUUAAAAGCUAUUCAGGCUCCAGAGAGGUUGAGAAUAUUAAUUGGCCCAAGGGCGACACCAUAACACUUUUUCCUGAUAUGUUCAAGAUGUUUUUUUUUUUUUUUUUUUUUUUUUAAGUGCAGAUUAAUGUUUAAAUAUGUUUAUAUGGUUUUACUCACAAUAACAGUGCAAUUUGAUGUUUAAAUAUGUUUAUAUAGUUUUACUCUUAAUUUAUGAAAGGAAAUAGAUUAAAUAGAAAAAUAUAUGGGCUGGAGAAAAAAAUCUCAAUGUUAAAGAAAUGUUAAUAUUAGUGUACCAUCGGCAAUGCUAUCAAUAAUAAGUGAUUGAGAAAAAUACUGUAGAACUAUGUAUGUGUAUAUAAAUAUAUAAAUAUGUAUCUAUUUAUGUAUCCACUAAUGUGACGUUGUAUUUCGUCUAGACCACUACAGAGGCUGCUGUCUGGAAUGUUGCAUGAAUGUUUGCUUUAUUGCUACUGAUGACCUUUUUAAUGUGAGGAUGAGUGAGAGCGUGUGUUGGAUUUUCUAAUAAUAAAGAUAUUAAAUAACA
Molecule: messenger RNA, 4380 nt
Organism: Astyanax mexicanus (Mexican tetra)
Lineage: Eukaryota; Metazoa; Chordata; Actinopteri; Characiformes; Acestrorhamphidae
Gene: vps9d1
Product: VPS9 domain containing 1
Exons: 16
Coding region: 91-2163 (690 amino acids)
Biological process (GO): vesicle-mediated transport
Cellular component (GO): endocytic vesicle; cytosol
Molecular function (GO): small GTPase binding; guanyl-nucleotide exchange factor activity
Source: RefSeq, a predicted model, not a curated record